Molecule: messenger RNA, 2068 nt
Organism: Selaginella moellendorffii
Lineage: Eukaryota; Viridiplantae; Streptophyta; Lycopodiopsida; Selaginellales; Selaginellaceae
Product: pentatricopeptide repeat-containing protein At2g13600
Exons: 2
Coding region: 330-1700 (456 amino acids)
Biological process (GO): RNA modification
Molecular function (GO): protein binding; RNA binding
Source: RefSeq, a predicted model, not a curated record
AGCAGGGUUUUUCCUUUGCAGCUUACCGGCGACGAAGUAAUCCAGUGAAGCUUACGUGCUCCAAAAUCUGGGAGCUGGUCUUGGUUUCCAGAAGGGACUACAAGUUUUUAAGCGAGCAGGGAAGAAUAGAGGCUGAGAAGGGGAAGGUCAGGGAUCAAGUAGACAGACUGGUCCAGGCAGGGGUAGACGAAGGCGCUCAGACUUACGCGCAUUUGCUACUUAAGUGUGGAGACUACAAGCUUUUGGCUGAGGGGGAACGUCUUCAUGCAACUAUCUACGAGAGAUGGAGGCAGCGUCCCGAAAGAUUGCUCCUGAACUGCUUGGUGGAGAUGUAUGGCAAGUGUGGAAGCUUGGACAAGGCAUGGCUGGUGUUUAGCUCCAUCAAGACGUGCAAUGUCUACUCCUGGACGAUUGCGAUCGCUGCAUAUGCCGUCAACGGGGACUACAGCGGGGCACUUGCUCUCUUCCGGAAGAUGGACUUGGACGGUGUGAAGGCCAACUUUGUGACUUACGUGAACGUGAUUAGUGCGUGCUCUGGGCUGCUGGACCCGAGAGAAUGCACGCGAGUCCACAGCCGUGUGGUCGAAGAAGGCUUUGAUGGAGACUUGGUGGUGGCGACGGCUUUGGUCACUAUGUAUGGGAAGUGUGCUGACUUUGGCGCUGCUAGGAUGGUGUUCGAGAAGAUCUCCUCGAAGAACGAUGUGGUCUCCUGGAACGCGUUGAUAGCAGCUUACGCUCAGCAGGGACUGUACCGGGAGUGCGUCGAGCUCUACGAGAGAAUGCCCGUGAGAGCCAACGAGGUGACUUUCGUGAGCGUGGUCGACGCCUUUGCGGGUCUGGGGGACCUGGAACACAGCCGGAGAGUUCAUGCCAGGAUUGUCGAGGACGGACUGGAGAACGACUGCCUAAAGUCGGCACUGGUGGACGCUUACGGCAAGUGUGGGAGCCCAGCGGAAUCAAAGCAGGUGUUCGACUCCAUGGUGUGGAGGGAGAGCUCGACUUGGAACGCGCUCAUCGCAGCUUUCGCCCAGCAGCGUGACAGCGUGACUUGCGUGGCGAUCCUCCGGCAGAUGGACCAGGACGGGGUGAGGUCCACCGAGCUGACGUUCGUGAGCUUGCUUGGGGGAUUCUCUACGACGGCGAGCUUGCGAGCGGGACGCCAGCUCCACUCUCGAGUUCUAGCCAUGGGGUUCUACUCGGACUUGAUGGUCGGCUCGGCGCUGGUGACCAUGUAUGGGAGGUGCGGCGCUGUGGAGCAAGCCCGGGCAGUGUUUGACGGGAUGGAGGAGAGGAACGCGGUGAGCUUCAAUUCCAUGAUCGGAGCUUACGCGGAGCUGGGCCUCGCGAGGCAGGCGCUCGAAGUUUUGUGGGCUAUGGACCAGGUGGGACUGGCUCCAGACUCGGUGACUUUGCUCAGCGUGCUCUUCUCUUGCAGCCAUGCGGGGUUGCUUGGCGAGGGCCUCGCCAACUUUCGGUCCAUGAGAGAUGAUAGGGGGAUGGAGGUGAAGCUGGAUCACUACCGGUGCCUGGUGGACCUGUUCGCGAGGUCGGGGUGGCUUGCUGAGGCGGAGGAACUGAUCGAGAUCAAGUUUGCAGGCUGCGAUGAUCUCAUGUCGAGGCUGAGCUUGCUGAGUGCUUGUAUCAUCCAGGAGGACGGUGAGAGGGGAUCCAGGUCGGCCACGCUUCUUAACUUUACUUAGUGGACAUUUCAACAUGAAAGAAAAUGACGACUUGAAAAAAAGACAUCAAUCCGAGCCUUUGACGAGACCAUCACAGGGUUUGAUCAGAUCUUGUGUCGAUAGAAAAGGAGUAUGUAAACGUUAUUAGACUCACCCAGUACAAGACUUGCUCCUUCCAAUCAGCACAGCAGCAGUUUGGAGCACUCUCGUCCACUCGGACCAGGUAUUCUUCGGGGUUGACCGAGAGACCACCUCGGUGCUCUCGCAUUGAUUCAUCCUGCAAGGCUAGCCGCCAGCCAUUUGUGUAUAUAAUUCCACGUUCGCUGCAUAGAAUCACACAACCAAGCUUUUCUUCUGAAUUUUCACUCUAGCAUUUCCUCUUCGUAGUA